Molecule: messenger RNA, 1095 nt
Organism: Cuscuta campestris
Lineage: Eukaryota; Viridiplantae; Streptophyta; Magnoliopsida; Solanales; Convolvulaceae
Source: the annotation of a GenBank genome assembly
AUCACUUAUUGGUACACAUAAGUAGUGUUUUAAAACACCCAAUUUAAGAAGUGUACCGAAGGAUUCGCCUCCCAAAAUCUCAACUGCGUUUGGGGCAUAAAUUCAAUCACUGAAAAUGUUGAUUUUCAUCAGCUACUUCAUCUGCUGGUUCAUCGGCACCGCAAUCGCAGCCGUUCCUGGUAAGAGUCACUUGGAGCUCGGCGUGUUGCCUCCGACCUGCGAACGGAUCGAGUGUCCCAUCUAUUACCGGAUCGCAUCCGGCAAAGACUAUGAGAUUCGCCGCUACAGCUCGGCCGUGUGGAUGUCUACUUCUCCCAUUAACGGCACCUCUUUCGUUGACGCAACCAGGACCGGUUUCCUAAGGCUUUUUGGCUAUAUUUCAGGAAACAAUUCUUACCACAAGAAAAUAGAAAUGACAGCCCCAGUAAUGACAGAAGUGAAACCGAGCGAUGGACCAUUUUGUAAUUCGUCAUUCGUGGUGAGUUUUUCGGUUCCAAAGGCAAACCAGCAGGAUCCACCCCAAGCAGAAUCCAUGCACUUGCAAAGAUGGGGGAAAACAUAUGUGGCAGUGAGGCGAUUCGGAGGGUUUGUGUCCGAUAUGAAUGUUGGGAAGGAAGCAGAAGCAUUAAGUGCCAGCCUCAAUGGAACAGAAUGGCUCGACGCCAUCAAGAAAAGCCACGCCGGAGAGAACACGACCUUGUAUGCCGUGGCGCAGUACAACUCUCCCUUUGAGUUUCUAGGCAGAGUUAAUGAGAUAUGGUUGAUGUUCUUCGAUCAGAAAGAUCAGAGUCUAACUGCAGCUUGAGGGGAGAGGAUGCCACGAGUAACAACCAUAUGGUUUAUUAUCCCCCUCUGGUUCUCUACUGUUGGGUACGGUACCUCUUUAUUACUUGCAUCUGAAGUAAAUGUUGGAUUUAAAUUAUGAUAGACUGGUUAUGGUAUGUUAUUCAACAUGACAAAAAAACUUUUUGCUUUGAAUAAGUUCUCAUCUUGACUUUUGGACCCAAAAAUUGUGUGUACUUAUACAUAAUACAUUAUACAUAUAUGUGUAUGCCUAUGCACACACUUCCUCGGUCAUAAAAGGUCUUGUUCCAA